AUGGUCCGCGUUCUCUUGCGGUGCUUCCCGCACUGCUGCCCGGAGCAUGUGCAGCGCUGCUACUGCGGUACUUCCAUCCACGUGCAGGUGUCCUUCACCACUAUCCUCCCACCCGUCGUGCGGGAUAAACUACUGGUGUGCGCUCGCUUCGAGCCAUCGAGAGUAGUCCCACUUUGGCCCAAUAACGUAGCAAGCGCACCUGGGUAUGACGCCAUGCAGGAGGAUGAGCGCAAAUUGCAGCCUGGUGAAGUCGUAGCACUUCCUGCGAGUCUCUUGGCCGUGGAGAAGCGAAAACCGGACCAGACGGUGUGGAUCCGAGCUGACAGAGAAGGUGAACUAAAACAAAAGACGCUCCCACAGAACGCCGUUUUAUACGUGCUCAACAACCACCGCUUUCCCAAGUGGCAAUAUAGUUACGACAGCAGCGUCACCAGAGCACAACGAGAGAUGAGUCAUCAUUUAGUCGUCUACGUCUUCCAGCUCACAGGUAGUAGAUUGGACUCUGGAGAAAUUGAAGCGGCCAUUCUCGCCCGCCAUGAAUCGCCAGGUUGA
Molecule: messenger RNA, 552 nt
Organism: Phytophthora infestans T30-4
Lineage: Eukaryota; Oomycota; Peronosporomycetes; Peronosporales; Peronosporaceae
Exons: 4
Coding region: 1-552 (183 amino acids)
Source: RefSeq, a predicted model, not a curated record